Messenger RNA from Portunus trituberculatus (swimming crab), 643 nucleotides. RefSeq names its product KS1 protein-like. The transcript has 2 exons. Bases 149 to 403 code for a protein of 84 amino acids. The record is from RefSeq and is a predicted model, not a curated record. NCBI's taxonomy places the organism in Eukaryota, Metazoa, Arthropoda, Malacostraca, Decapoda, Portunidae.
GGAUAGGUUUCCACAAAAUUUCAUCGUUGAGAAAUAAAUAUCUUGUCUAAAAAAAAAUUACAACUAAAUUUCCAGUGAAGUUCACGUAGCAUAUCAGUGAGGGUCUGAGGGAGACAGUCUGGUACCCGCCGCCACUCCUGCAGCAGCGAUGAGUGACAUCGAUUGUGGAGAUUGUGACUGUGGCGACAGCGCGGAUUGUGAUGACUGUGGCGACUGUGAUUGCGACUGUUGUGAUGGUGGCCAUUUCUGCUGCUGGUUCUGCGUGAGCGACACGGGAGAUAUAAUUGAUGAUGAUCGGAGAAACAAGAAGAAGAAAGUAGAGAAAGAAACUGACCAAGAGGAGGUGGUCACCAGCCAGCCAGGGGCCACACCUUUGUCAAACACCGACGGUGAUUCUUCUUGAGGAACGCCACGCCUUGAUCCUCAUCUGUCCCAUGUCAAGUUUUCUUUGUUAUUUUUCUAGCGUCUCACCUCCAGAACCUUCGGUCAAACAAUAAUGGAGAUAAUCAUAUGUGUUUGUAUUCGUAACAUAAUAUGAGUGAAGAAAUUAUCUGACAGCUUUCAUUGUAUUAUUAAAUUGUAUUUUUCUAUUGUCAUAUUGCAUGUUAUUCAUAACAGUUUAUCCAAAUCUAUCAGAUCUGAA